Kuraishia capsulata CBS 1993 is the source of this 1143-nucleotide messenger RNA. RefSeq lists its product as uncharacterized. The transcript has a single exon. Lineage: Eukaryota; Fungi; Ascomycota; Pichiomycetes; Pichiales; Pichiaceae. Gene Ontology annotation, molecular function: RNA binding; tRNA-specific adenosine-37 deaminase activity. The record is from RefSeq and is a predicted model, not a curated record. Gene Ontology annotation, biological process: tRNA wobble adenosine to inosine editing. Bases 1 to 1143 code for a protein of 380 amino acids.
AUGACGAGCUUGGCCGAUCAAAUUGCUGCGAGGGUGGCGGGAUUGUUUCUCAAGGGUACGGGUGACGAUAGGACGAGGAGGAAGUUCCGGUCCGCCCACCCCAAGAAAGGGGAAUGGACCAUAGUCGCCGCAGUCGUGGCCGUGAAUGAGGAGACUCCGGCUGAUCUUAGGGUCCUCUCAAUUGGCACUGGAAUGAAAGUGAUGCCAGACGCAAAGAUAAAAGAGAAGAGCCAUGGUCGCAUGGUUCACGAUUGUCAUGCAGAAAUUCUGGCUUUGAGGGCUUUUAAUGGCUGGUUGAUCGAGGAAUGUAAGGAUUUAUCAGAGGACAAUCCAAUGCUCGAGCGCACAGAUCAGGGGAUUUCACUGAGGCGAGAAUGGAAGUUUGCCCUUUACGUCAGCGAGCUACCGUGUGGAGAUUGUUCUAUGUCGAAUGUAGUCCACGAUAUGGAGCAAAAAGGAGAAGACACCACUCCAUGGACCAACUAUGAUACAGAAGGUAUACAUAGUGCGGAUAGCAGAGGAAGAGGAGGGUUUUCACAACUUGGGAUGGUGAGAACCAAGCCCGGAAGGCCAGACUCACCUCUCAGCUUAUCCAAGAGCUGUUCCGAUAAGAUUUCCGUCCGUCAGUUUGACGGUGGUCUACUAAAUUGCAUCAGCUCACUACUAGUGCUCCCAGAAGGCUUUCACAUCAAGUAUUUGGUUGUUCCGCGGGCGGAGGCCCGGAGAAAUUCGGAUGAUCUACACAGGUGUUUCCAUACGAGGUUUGGAGAAGUGCCGACAUGGUUUCGGCCAAUUGAGAUUGUUUCAACUGACGUGAACUUCCCAUUUUCGAGGCGUGAUGGUGAUAUUGUCAUUGACAAGGACCCUUCUCAUUUGAGUCUUGUUUAUUGUUGUCAUUUUUGUGAUGUGCUCGUUCAAGGAGUCAAAGACGGCACAGCCAAGAAGGGCAGCCGACCAGUUGAAAAGAGGGACCAAAGUUUCGUGUCACGAGCUUCGCUGAGCGAGCUAGUGAAACCAGUGAUUGAUGCAAGGGGUUCUUAUGUGAAUACGUUCAAAAACAGCGAGCGGAAACUACGCAAGGAGGAACUCCAGAAAACGCUGGGGCACUGGACCAAAACCUAUGACGAUGACUUUGCUUUAUAG